Liolophura sinensis is the source of this 1347-nucleotide messenger RNA. RefSeq names its product sodium/hydrogen exchanger 9B2-like. The coding region runs from base 1 to 1347 and encodes 448 amino acids. The transcript is spliced from 11 exons. Gene Ontology annotation, cellular component: membrane. Gene Ontology annotation, biological process: proton transmembrane transport. NCBI's taxonomy places the organism in Eukaryota, Metazoa, Mollusca, Polyplacophora, Chitonida, Chitonidae. The record is from RefSeq and is a predicted model, not a curated record. Gene Ontology annotation, molecular function: antiporter activity.
AUGCCGGCUUUAUUGGGUAUGCUUGUUAUGGGUGCCGUCCUUAGGAACUGUCCUCCCAUUGACAUCGCUAAUAACAUCGAAGAAAAAUGGUCAUCCAGUUUGAGGACCAUCGGGCUGGUGAUCAUUCUCGUCCGGGCUGGGCUGGGGUUGGACCCAGGCGCUCUGAAAAAACUUUCCCUGGUGGUUGUCCGUCUCGCCUUCACCCCGUGUCUGGUGGAGGCGACAACAAUCGCUGUGGCUUCCAACCUUAUUGUGGGAUUUGAAUGGCCUUGGGCUUUCAUGCAAGGCUUUGUUAUCGCUGCUGUCUCUCCAGCCGUGGUGGUACCGGAGAUGCUGAAGCUGGUUGUCCGCGGGUACGGGAUACAACAGGGCGUGCCCACUCUGGUAAUAGCAGCCUCAAGUAUAGACGACGUCCUGGCACUCACUGGAUUCAGCCUUUCUUUGGUUCUGGCCUUCGCAACGGGUAAUAUCGCAGACACCGUGACUAAGGGGCCACGUGAGGUGAUAUCUGGAGUGAUUGUUGGAAUCCUGUAUGGCCUACUGAUGUGGUAUAUACCUAACAAGAGAAACAACCACCGCACAAUCUUGAGAUUCUUCAUGUUGAUGGGAGGCGCCAUUUUGUUUGUGUUCGGGACGGAAGACGCGUCCCUCCAAUCUGCUGGACCAAUCGGCUGUCUCACGGCGGCGUUCGUGGCUGCGUACAAAUGGCGGAAACAAGGCUGGAAGGGCACAACGAACCCGAUGAAUGACGCUAUGGGGGUUGCCUGGAAUAUCUUUGAGCCUUUGAUGUUUGGCCUCAUCGGAGCAGUGGUUGAAGUUAAAAAUUUGGAUGCCAAAACCGUCGGUUUAGGCUGUGCAGUGAUCGGGAUUGGAUUACUUCUGAGAAUUGUCACCACCUUUUGUGUCAUUUCCUUCGCUGGGUUCACCUUCAAAGAGAAACUAUUCAUCGUGUUUUCAUGGUUGCCAAAAGGAACAGUACAGGCUGCGAUAGGUUCUGUGGCAUACGACACAGCUGUGAGAUUGAAUAAAGGAGAAUCGGCAAAAGCCGAAGGUUUGGAGAUUAUAACGUUGGCUGUCUUGUGUAUUUUGCUGACGGCCCCCGUAGGAGCGUGGUUAAUGGCAGUCACAGGACCCCGACUUCUACAACGCGCAGAUACCAACCCUCUGGAUGACGUCAGCGAAGAGGAGGACAGCGAGGCGGAAGCGGAAGACGAUGAGGAAACAGGGGGAGCAACCUUCCCGAUGAAUGACAGGACAGUGACAGGGGAAACAAAUCCCGGAUUCCUACAGGAGAGCGAAGCAGCAACGAACACGAAAACUGAAAACACCGUGGAUAGCCGAUUGUGA